UUAAAAACCUCACCGUAUUUUUUUUUAAUCGAAUUGACCUGGCAACCCGUAUAUCAGUGAGAGAGCUGUAUAAUGGCGGCUUCAGUGAGUUGUCGGUUGUCGGGUGUUGCUAAGGAAGUAAAAAAAGUUUGCUGUAAUGUGAGGAGCUGCCUAGAGAAUGUGAACCCUUAAGAAUAAUGACACUUGUUUGUGUCUGAAAACAAGUGGAAGAGUAGGAUGAAUAAAAAUGAAGACCUCAUUGUCCCAUUCCAACCUGUUGAAUUUCAGUCAGAAGGAGUAGUCUGCAGGAAUGAUACAGCUAGCUUCAGUAUAGAAGUGUCAAAUGGCUUAACCAAUAAAGAACAGCUCAGUGGCCAGAAGUUGUCUAAUGAAGUGUUCCAAACCUCUCAAGAUGAGCAACAGCAGCAAGACAAACUUCAUCCCUACAUGCCUCAUCCUCCCUUGCUUCCCAAGCCCCUUGCUGUGGCUAAAGGAGGUAGGAAUAUGUCAUUUGAGGAAAAGAAAAAGGGAAGACGACUGAGAAGCAGUCAGGAGAGCCUCACUGACCCAGCCGAAAUGACCUCUUCGACUGACUCCCUUAGGGAAGUCUCCACUUUUCCUGCACCAAAUAGCCAUAUGGUUUUAAAGAAUGGCCAGAAUUCUGGAGGGAGUCAUUCUGAUCAAGAAGCCUGGCAUUCCCCACCAUUCCGGGAUCGAUGUAGCAGCUUCCCUGAGAAGGACAGAUGUUCUCCUGGCCAAAACCAUCCAUCAGGGCAGCAUCCAAAACCUUCCAAAAUUAUACUUUCCCCACUGCAGCCCACAGGAGCUUUUCCUCCUCUGGAGUACAAUAUCACCUCUAUGUCCUUAAGGACCUCUAAUCAGAUUGACAGGGAUUGCUUGGAUUAUAGGAAUGGGAGCCUGCAUGAUAAGUUGCAAAAGGACCUCAGUGACAGCCAGCUUUGGGACGCCAUGGUGUCAGACAACACCUCAGUCAAUUCCAUGAAGUCCACCUUCAGCGUGCUUAACCCAAUCCGGCCCAAGGAUGUGAGAAACAGGAGCUUUUUGGAAGGCAGCGUGCUGGGCAAUGGAGCCUUACUUGGGGCUGAAGAGCUGGACCGGUACUUUCCCAGCAGGCAAAUUGGGAUUUACAUUGCUACAUGGAACAUGCAGGGAGAGAAAGGGCUUCCAAACAACCUAGAUGACCUGUUGCUUCCAACAGACACUGAUUUUGCACAAGACUUCUAUAUUAUCGGGGUCCAAGAAGGAUGCCCUGAUAGGAAGGAGUGGGAGAUCCGUCUGCAGGAAACUCUUGGCCCGUACUAUGUGAUGCUGUACGCAGCUUCACAUGGAGUGCUCUAUCUCACCAUCUUUAUACGCAGGGACCUCAUAUGGUUCUGUUCUGAGGUGGAGCAUGCUACCGUCACCACUCGGAUCAUCUCACAGAUUAAGACCAAAGGGGCAGUGGGCAUUGGCUUCACUUUCUUUGGGACAUCUUUUCUUUUCAUCACAUCUCAUUUUACAUCGGGAGAUUCCAAAGUCUAUGAAAGGAUACUGGACUACAAUAAGAUAAUAGAAGCUUUAGCUCUUCCCAGGUGCCUUCCUGACACCAACCCGUACCGAUCUAUUUCCUCGGACGUGACCACCAGAUUCGAUGAAGUAUUCUGGUUUGGGGAUUUUAACUUCCGCCUUAAUCAAGACAGAGGAAGAGUGGAGGGUAUUUUGAAGCAACUCAGUGGGAAAAACAUGGACACCCUCCUCCAGCAUGAUCAGCUGUACAAAGAAAUGAAAGAAGGUUCCAUCUUUAAAGGAUUUCAGGAAGCCACUAUCCACUUCACUCCCACGUACAAGUUUGACAUUGGCUGUGAUGUUUAUGACACAACACCCAAGCAGAGAACACCAUCAUACACAGAUCGAAUCCUUUUUAGGAGUAGACAAGUAGAUGAUAUCAAAGUGGUUAAGUAUACAUCCUGCUCAUCUAUCAAGACCUCAGAUCACCGUCCUGUCAUUGGAAUGUUCCAGGUCAAACUCCGUCCUGGUAGAGACAACAUUCCAUUGGGAGCAGGCUUGUUUGACCGAGCUGUGUACCUAGAAGGCAUCAGGAGAAGGAUAACGAGAGAACUGAAGAGGAGGGAGGCCAUGAAGAACCAGAGCAACAGCACUGUCUGUUCCAUCUCCUGAUUCAGGGUUAGCUGGCUUCAGACCGUAUCUUCCACAUUCUGACCUACCAACUCAGGAAGCUGGACUUUCAGGACCAAAGGGAAGCUCAGAACUAUGGGAGAAGUAGCGUUCAAGUCUCUUUAUCCAGGAACAUUCACAGGAGCUCGAAUAGAGGCUGUGCCUUAUCGUUCAACAUCUCUGGUUAGCGCUGGAAAUGUCCACAUAAACACUACAUAUUCUGUAGAUGUGGUGAGCAUAUAGGGCUGAAAUAUAGGGAAUGUAAAGAUGACCUCUUUAUAUCUUGUGCACUGCAAUGUGUUUUGAUAUUAGUGUGUCAGCUUAUAUUUAAGAUCAUAUGAAAUAUGUAGAUACGCAGAUAAAUCAGUAGCUCAACUAAUUUCUUACCAAUAUUAAUUAUGCGAAGUUUCUAAAAAUAUUUAUUUCAUAGAUCUAGUUCAAAUUCAGCCAAAAUUACAUUACAUUAUCAAAGUGGUAUCUGUAACAAUGAAAAUGUGUCAUGUUUUAGUUAGAGACGGCAGUAAUGGGGGAAAUCCAACUCAGACUGAACAAAGACUCCUCUUGGACAUCUGUCCAUUGCCUUAACUUCUAAUACAAAAUCAUUCAGCCUCUUGAUGUCAAAUGGCCAUGCAUACAGAACUAAAAACUAAGUAACUGCAAUCCUCUUGCAUCAUGCUUGUGAUGGAAAGUGCCUGAGAUGAUUCCUUAUGUUGCUUUUCUAGAACACUCUGUUUCAACCUAUUUAACAGCAUGUUUUGAACGUUUACAGUGUUAAGUUAACAUGAAACUACUUGUCUUUCUUGGUUUACAUCUAUGGAAAUAAAGUUUUACCACAUUUAAAACAGACCAAAUAAAUACAUAUACAAAAACAAGAA
Molecule: messenger RNA, 3029 nt
Organism: Tachysurus fulvidraco (yellow catfish)
Lineage: Eukaryota; Metazoa; Chordata; Actinopteri; Siluriformes; Bagridae
Gene: inpp5e
Product: inositol polyphosphate-5-phosphatase E
Exons: 11
Coding region: 217-2157 (646 amino acids)
Biological process (GO): phosphatidylinositol dephosphorylation
Molecular function (GO): inositol-polyphosphate 5-phosphatase activity
Source: RefSeq, a predicted model, not a curated record